Messenger RNA from Porites lobata, 27821 nucleotides. Lineage: Eukaryota; Metazoa; Cnidaria; Anthozoa; Scleractinia; Poritidae. The record is from the annotation of a GenBank genome assembly.
AUCGAUUCGAUCACCAGGAAUAUAAUGGGAUCUUCUAUUGAUAGAAAUUUUCAUACUUUCAUCGUUCUCACGUCCAGACAAAUAACGGAUGAUGUAUUGGGAAGGUUGAAAUUUUUGUGCAAAGACGAAUUGGCGGAGGGAGAGAUUGAAUCCACCAACAACUCCCUAGAGUUUUUAGAAUUACUAUGUAGACAGGAAAAGAUUUGGCCCGGAGAUAUGGGUUACUUGUCAGCCCAUUUGGAAACUGCAGGGAACUUUAAACUAGCCAAAGAGAUCAAAGAAUGGGGUGAGUGUGUAUAUUGUGUUCUAUUCAUGUAGAAGGCAACUUAAUAUAUCAUGAUCUCCGGCUGCGGUUAAGCCAAGUAAGAUAUGAAUCAGGCUCGUAUUUGCAUUGAAGAACAAUCAGAGAAUUUUAACAAGUUUUUUAAAAACUUUUAACUACGAAGCUUUUCAUACAAGUAUCCUCCUCUUUUAUAAAAUGUAUCCUGCGCUGAGAGUUGAUUUAGAAGUAUCUUCCGGCGGCUCAAGUAACUUACGAACGAUUGUGCUGAUUCACAUGUGAUUCACGUAUUCAGAUAUGUAGAGAACUGUAGUUACGAUAUUGUAUCGAAUAUUGUACUCCAGAUAUGCUAAGCUGUUUAUUAGACACGCAGUACGUGCGAACGUAAACAAGCCAAGUAAACAAGCCGAGCGACGCGAAUGUUUCGCGCGCUGUGUCACAACACAGCAUUUUCCUUCUCUUUGUUAAAUACGACCCACAGAUAACGCACGGCAAACAAAUCGGCAAUAGAAAACAAACUUUAGGGAAAAACAGGUACAUUGAGCUAGUGAAACAAACUAUUAAAUAAUUUAAAUUUUCCUUUUGGAAAAUAAGCGUCCUCGCAGCACACGGUGUGGAUGGUUUCGCUUAUUGCCAAGAGUUUGACAUAUUUUUGCUCUCAAUUGCCAUGAUCAGGCCUUCCUAUAAAGGGGCCUGAUACUCAGGCUAUCUCAAUUGUCGAGCGCCAAAGAAGAUGUCACGCAAAAUUCCACGAUCCAGUGCAUGAGAUAAUUUAGGGUAACACUGAAGUGAAUGAUGCAUAAUCUCAUUGCAUAUUUUUGGAAAGGAGGUGAUUUCUUAAAAUCUUAUUGAGCAAAAUGACCCCGUAAACAAGUUGCAUUCUUUCACGAACCGUAAAAGGGACAGAACGGAGUUCAACAUCUUCACGUGUAAACCACGUUCAUAGCCAAUGGCAAAUCAGCAUUUUCGAUUAUAGCCACCAGGAAAAAGCUAGUUUCGCUCUCUUCACCAAAGACUUUACCAUAGUAGCAACUGAAGUAGACUGCAAAACAGUCGGCCUGCCACUUAUUAAAGGUUUCGUGUUUCGCGCGUGAUAACUUUUGCCUCUGGCUUUCACAGUGUGUCAGAAUUCAAUAUUCGUUACUUUAAAUGAGGCUACCAGCCGUUAGAAAAUCUCAAUCUUUAAUCUCAAAGUGAAAUUUUGACUCCAAUACAGCAAUUCCUUUGUAAAUGAAAUUCAUUCCUGAAUUAUGAGCUGAAAGCGCUGAUCAAAAACAUGUCAACAACAGGAGUAUCGGCUCCUGGCGAUAAUCGAGCUAUAAAAGCGUUCAAAAAGGGGGUACUUUACCAUGGGGAAGAUUGUAAUAGAGGGCCAGAAAAUGACCCUCCAAUACUCGAGCCCGCGUUUUUAGCGGGGCUCCCUCGCGCGCGAGGCGCGCGUGGGACAGAGCCCCAUACUCAUGGAAUAUGGUCAACCUUUUUUCUUUUGGUUGUCACGUGACUGACCGAGCGUACGUACGUACGUACGCGUCUACAGAUUGUACGGGUAGGGUAGGGGAGACUAUCAAAAGGAAGGGAGGGGUGUCUCAGGCGUGUCUUAGCAAAUCCACAUCUUUUACAUUGGCCAUUCACGAUAUGGUCAAUUGACAGCUGUCAAAACAAGAUAGCCACUGACCAGUAUCACAUUGCCAUAUCGGGGGCUCAUGUGUCAACUCAUCAAGGUGACGUGAGUUAUUUGGAAGCUGUCCGCUGACCAGUUGUUUUACUAGAUCGCGAUCAAUGUUCAAUCUCAUACUUUCUAGCUAGUUUGAGAGCACAGGAAAACUGAUAAUGCACACAUCCAUUUAUCAAUGUUUUGAUCAAUUGACAGCUGUCAAAACAGGGUAUCCGCUGACCAGUAUCACUUGACCGUAUCGCGGGCUCAGGUGUUAACCCAUCGAGGUCAACUAUUUUUUUGAAGUUAUCCGCUGACAAGUUACUAGUUUUCAAAUGAUCGCAGGCUCAAGUUUGAUUUUUUUUUUCAUUCAUAUGAAAUAUGUUUUGUUUUUGGGCCGCACAAUUAAAAUUUUGAUUUAAAACUGACCUCGGACCCGAAAAUUCAGCCAGCUAUUACAGGCAAGACAGUUGCUUUUGACUUUGCUCACCAUGGUCACGCGUUGGUCACGCUCUACGUCCAUUUUUAAAGCUCUGAUUGGUCAAAAUUUGACAGGUGAGCUCAUGCGGAAAAUUUAUGCAGCCUCUUGAAUCUUGUUUACUUUGACAGCUGAAGCUGAGAGAGUUUUGUGUCAACUUGUGAUGUUUUUAACUGUCUUUUUCCACUGGAUGCACAAAAUGAAAUUUAGCUGCUAUCAGGAGCCUUCUGUUAUUCAUGGCUAGUUGGUUUUUGGUUGAGAAAUUAAUACAUCACUUGUCAAAGUCGGGAAUCCGAUUUCGGGUGUCAACGUUUUUGUUUUUCACCUUGCUUGAUGCGUAAAGGCUGAAAACUCUGAAGCGAUACUGGCCUUCCUUGAUACCUUUCAGGAGCUGCAUCUCGAAUGGUAAGCCCCAGUAAUUAUUGUGUUUGAUGUUUGUUUUUUAUAUCUAAUUUAAAGAAGUCGAGCGUAGUUUAUGCGGCUAUGUAGUUUAUGCACGUUUGUAAGAUUUGAGACAAUUUGAUCUGACCACGAAUCAGGUAAACUUGAUAUAAGCUUACACAACUUUAAAAAGUCUUUAGACAUUUUCUCACCGCAAAUAGGAAGAAAACGUUCCAAAGAACAUUUAGUUAUAAUUCUGGCAGUAAAAGAAAGCUUUGAGCGAUUUUCUUGCCUCGAGUUCAUCUGUGAAAAAAGUAAAUACCGGGAAGCCGGCUUAAAACAUAAACUUAAGCUUUAAGCUUGAAGACUCAGGAUUUUUAGAGACACUUUAAUAUUUGACUUCGUGAAUGAAAAAUGUUGUCUCUGUAUAUGUUUCGCCGAAUUAUAUUUCCUUUAUUGAUUGUUGGUAGUCUCUCUUGUAAUUUUAAUCGCUGUGCCGUUUGUUUUCAGUCGUUCAGUGAACAUCGCUUGCAGGAGUACUCAAACUACCGCGCGUAUCAAACGCUUUUAAAGAUUACAGAUCGAUAAAACCAUUAAAUAAAAAAUAAACAUAACAAUUUCUUUAUUGUGUUGGAGCUUAACUCUAGUAUGUUCGUUCAAACAUUCGCUACAGCUCGCACUGCAAAAGUGAGAACCGGCUGGCUGUAUAUGCGAUUUUGGACAUUUUUUUAACGGUUUAGCUAAAAGCCCACGCGUGCUUCGAUCGUCCUGAAUAUUGAAUGAGUGCAAUUUCUCUUGCAAAAUUGUGAAAUACUGAAUUCUGUCCGAGGUCUGUAUGAUAAAAACAGUACCUCAUAGUACUGUUUCACCUCAGAUGUGAUGUAUAAAUGGUAUAAAAGGGUUGUUUACACGCAACCAGAUUUGUUGGCAAGAUUUUGUAAAGUAAACUUGUCGAACGCAAAAAAAUUCAACCUGAUUUUUUUUCCAGGCCUAAUUAAUCUUACGGUGAUCAAGAGCCAUUAUGGCUCUUAAAUGUGAUCGAAGAUGAUUGCUAUUUUUUGGGUGUACAUAUGAGGUUAUCAACUCGAUGUAAGAUUUUGUUCACUCUUGGGCUGUUUGCAAAUUAUUUUUCUCUAAAAUCACUUAGCCUUUCCCUCAAAAGUCACAUGAAUGUGCUAUGUGCUCUUAAGUUAACUGAAUUGUGGAAUACAAGUUUAUUGUUUGAUUUAAAUUAUAAAUAUAUAAUGGGAGCCUCGCUUUUAGCCCUGGCUAAAUCUAUAUAUUAUUGCUCAAUAGGUGACCUUACAUGACGUACUUGCUGGGUUGUUUGCCGCUCGCUUGAGCUAUAAAAGCGUUCAAAAAGGGGGUACUUUACCAUGGGGAAGAUUGUAAUAGAGGGCCAAAAAAUGACCCUCCAAUACUCGAGCCCGCGUUUUUAUUGGUCAAUAGGUGACCUUACAUGACGUACUUGCUGAGUUGUUUGUCGUUCGCUUGGUCGAUCGCUUGUCAGUUGUCCAACCGUCGCGUUGUAGGUGCUGUUGUACCAUGCCAAAACGUUCUCCCGCAAAGAGAGAUUUUAGAGAUAACGGGAGGAGAAAAGUAAAAAAGAACAAAGAAGGUGCUUCUUCAUCAACCAGCAAAGUGGACGAAGAUUUGGUAAGAUCUUUCUGUUUGUUUUCUGUUAUGGCACCCCUCUUCACCUUUUCACGUAUUAGGGGUAAGCUCAUAUGAUUUCUAGUUCAACUUUUUAAUACUUCCUCAGAUUUUCUGGAAUGAAAAAAGCGUUUAAUUCACGAGGAAGCUAACAUAUUUAUUAUACUACUGAGCUGAUCAUCGUUAAAAAGGGAACAUGUUCUUUUUUCCAUGAUCGAGGGCAAGCUACCACGACAUAUGACAUGGAGAGCUUUGUUUUUGUACUAGCAUGAUUUGUAGUAAUAUUUGGCAUAAAUACCACGAGUGAUAUUUCGAAAUUGUUAUACGUAAUUUCAAAUUUGAGACAAUUUUGAAAUAUCACGAGUGGUAUUUGUGACAAAUAUCACGGACAAAUCAUGCUAUUAUUUGUUUUAUACUACUACCUGCAAAAGGUUUGUAAUUUUCACAUGUAGGCAUUUCAAAUUAAGCUGAAAUACCACUGCUCUAAGCCAAUCAAAUUGCAGUAAUUUUUCAUGUAGUAGUGUAAGGCGUCUAAGCUGUCGAUUUCCAGGGUUUACCUUGGUGUAAGAACCUGUGAACUUUUUCUUUGUUUCGCACCUUUUGUUUUUCUGCGUUCUAUUGCGUUGACUUCUUUGUUUCCUCCAUUUUACGUCAUUUGUGAGUUUAACAGGUUCUUACACCGAGGAUGAGCCGAUUUCCAUUUAUGGAAAUCAAAAAGCAACCUUGAACUGUAGACCAUAACAAAUAAAUAUAUGGCAGCACUCCUUCAUACUUUAUCUAUCAAUAGUUGGCACUACAGCUGCCCCCGCUCUGUAUGUAUCGUGGUCGGUCAACAGUCUUCUUUUUUGUGUAGCUCUUUAAAAAACAUGGAUUCAUAAUGGAUAUUUUCACACAUAUUGCAUACAUAGAUAAGAACACAAAGCAAAAAGUUUCAUGCGGUGAUUCAGUUCGAUUUUAAAGCAGCUCAGAUCAAACCAUUCUCUGUUUCGAGAAUAUUUUAUUCAAAAAUAUAAGCAAAGAUUUGAUUAGAAGUUGUAAUUCUUCACUAUUUCUCUUUUACUUUUAAUUUAAAAUGUUUGAUCACAUUACUCUUGGGCGUUCUAGUCAUUUAACUUUUAAGACAAUACGUUAAUGAGAAUUCGAUGAAGAGAACUGUUUCAUUAUGAUGGAAAGAUAUCUGCUGAAGAGCAGUAUUCACCAUUGUGCAUUCAGCAAGAGAUACUGAAAGCAAAGUUUAUGCAACAAUAUUGGGAGGAGGUAGACAGACAAGGUGUAUUAGGGAAUGCAAAAAUAACAAAUACUUGUGGUUAUAUAAAUGUCACGUAAGAUCUGAACAAGUUGAGUAAUUCAUAAGUUUUUUGGCCAGUCUUUCUUACAUGUAGCUGAACCAUACAUUUAUAACAAAUAUGGAAACCUUGGAAAGUUUAGCUCUGUGAAUUUGACCUUAAAGUGGAAAUCAAAGUUCUAUUGUAAGAUGAUACAAAAUAUUUUAUUUCCUCAAAUAAAAGCCAUCCCUCUAUUAACCACCUCCCUCAAAUAAGAAAUCUUUUCUAGUAAUAGUUGACAAUACAGCUCCACCCCCUCUGUAUAUUGUCGGUCAAUAGUAUUCUUGGUCAUUGUGUAGCUCUUUGAAAUAUACCAAUUCAUGAUCAAAGAUUUUCACACAUAUUCUAUACAGAAGGUGAGAGUAAAAACAGGAAACGAAAGGUUCUAUGUACUGUUUCAGUUUGAUUUACACAGCUAUGAUCUGAAAGCAUUCUCUGUUUUGAGAAUAGUUUAUUUUAAACCAUUACAAAAGAUUUAAUUUUUAGAAGUUAAAAUUUUACAAACAGUUCAUUUUAUUUGCCUGAAAUAAAGUCUUAGAAAUUAAAAGGUUUGAUCAAUAAUUUCUCACAGAUGUCCUUUAGGGGAUUAAGUAUUAGAAAUGGCUAGAACAUGCCAAAGAUAUAGAGAAAGAGAUCAAAGAUCUGUGAACUUGUGUCUGGCAAACUAUCCAAUCAUUUAUAUACACAGUCAUACACACCUUAUAACCUCAUCUCCGCUUAACGAUGUAACAUUUCCCAAGCAUUGGUUAUAUAGAGGUGUUCGAUAUAGCAAACCCUCCACUUAACUAACACAUUUCCCCAGUCCCUUUGCAUGUUAAAUUGAGGUUCCACAAUGUACUUAAAUACUUCGAUCACUAAAACUCCUUUUAAACUAUAUCAUACAGCAGAGAAGUUGAUAACGGAUUUGUUGUUGUUCUUGUUGCAGGAAGACGAAAAGUGAUUAAUGAAAGAAGAUCAUUAAGAAAAAUAAACAUCACUCGUUUUUUUUAAAAAAAAAAUGGUGUAUUCAUUUGUAUAAAAAAAAAACUUUUGAACGUCGUUUCUCCUUAGACAACAACUACUCGCACGUCCAAGCUCCUUACAGAGGCGUCUUCUCUAUUUUCUAAACAACCACUUUUCGACUAGAUUCUCUUUUUUAAUAGCAGGGGAUUUUUAGAUAAAACUUCAUUGACAAUCAUUAUCAUUAACCUCUCUCAUAAUAUUGGGAAAGGCUUUUCGUUGUGCGUGGUUUGUAGAAUCUCGUUUUUGACUGUCUUUUACUAUUCAUUGUAAUUAUUAUUCUUUAAACAGUUCAUAUUUCAGUUUAUUUGUUGCUUUGGUACAUGUAUGUUCUUUUUAUCCCCAUAUAAUGGUGACGUGGGAUCCUAUUCACCACCGGUGUUUAGUUUUCUGUAAGCUAAAAAUAAAUUUAAGUAAAACCUUCAUACACCAAGAAGGGUGGCCUUAGAAAAGAAUAAGGCUCGAGGAUGAUAAUUGGUGGUAGAAAUGAAUAGUCUGUUGAACGUUGUGCUUCCUCUUUGACAACAACUAGUCAAACAUUAGAGCUUGUUACAAAGCUUUCCUCUCUACUUUUAUAAAAACCAUUUUUCAAUCACUAUUGAUUUUAUUCACAUUGAAAUGUUGUGAGUUCUUAGGCUCAGUAAACCUUGUAACACACAUUUCUUAGACUCCUUUUUGUUAUUGGAAAUGCUUUUCAUUGCGCAUGUUGACUAGAAUCUCGUUAUUGACCCUCUUUUAUCAGUCAUUGUUAUUCUUUAUUAUUAGUUAUAACUUAAGAAUCAUCUUGUACAUUCGUGACCUUGUACUCAAAACCGUGGCAUAAAAAGGUUCACACUCAGCCUCUCUCCAACAUCAAUAGCACAGCAUAAAAGGAAAUUUAAGUCUUCGUUAAGUUUUACGACAAGUGAUAUUGUAUACCGCAGGACCCAACCUAGAGAGUACAGUGGGGGAUCGAGGGGAGGGGCCUGGGCCAUUACUUUUAGACCGGAAUGAGGCUGAAAGAGCAGAAAAUGUUAUUUUAGACUGGGUCCGCCACUGCAGUAACAUCGAAAAGAAUGUGGCAGUUUGAAAGUAUCAGAAAAGUUUACGAAUUUUCUAGACGGUGUUCUCUUGAAAGGAAAUUUCUUUCUUCGCAAUGACCGAGUAUUUUUUAAAGUCGAUGAUUACGAAAACUAACGUUUUGGAAACCCAUAACCACCGGAUUGUAGCUUCCAGUAAGAUUUAACUAAAAAGACUAACAAUUGCAUGGAUAAGAAAAGAUUAAGAAAACCUUCAUGACAACAAAAUGGGUCGCUUCGGACGAUCAGCCGAAGAUGAUAACAAGAAAAAAAGACCAGUCAAACUGUUUCAACGAGUCAAUCGUCUGAGCUCCUUACAAAGACAUUUCUCCAUUUUUUAAAAAACCGAAUUUCGAGUAGCUUUUCUCCGUUUACGUUUAAUGAAUUCUUAGCAAAUCUUUGAAUCAAAAUAACCCAUUUAAAUUUGUUACUAGUAACGGGAAAGGCUUUUCCAUGGACAUUGUUAGUAUCGUUUAUGAUCCUCGUUUACCAUUCGUUGAAUUAUUCAGUGUAAGGCAAUCCAUGUUUCAGUUUAUUUGUUGUUACAAGGUCAACUAUUCUCGAACUUGCUUUGGUGCGUGUAAUUUUUUAGCCGUAUAUAACGGUGACGUGGGAGUGUCGACAUUCUUUCCAGAAUAAGAAACUAACAAAAAGACAUCUACCGAUGAAAAGCAAAACGGACGAUUUCGAUGCCUAAUCACCACCUGUGUUUUUCUUUCUGUAUGCUUGAAAUGAGUUUAAAUAAAACCUUCAUACACCAAGAAAGAUGACUUCAGAAAAGAAAAAGGCCCGAAGAUGAUUAUUGCUGAUAGAAAACAAUAGUCUCUUGACCGUUAUGCUUCCUGUGACAACAACGAGUCAAAACGUUUGAGUUCCUUUUUAAGGUAUCUUCUAGAUUUUCCUAAAAACCAUAUUUCGACCAGAAAGUACCUUAUUCACAUUCAAAUGUAGCAAAUUCUUAGGCUAAACCGUAAAUGACCAACUUUCUACACUCCUUUUUUAUUAAUGGGAAAGGCUUUUCGUUACGCGCGGUACUUAGAGUCACCUUUUUGACCCUCUUUUACCAUUCAUCAAAUUAUUCUUAAAUUUUUACCGUUGAUUGUAUUAUUCUUUAGAACUUUACUUUUCAGCUUAUUUGUUGCUUUAACGGAAAAGAGAUAUCUUGUGCUGCGUGGCCUUGGCAUGAGCUGAAAACCGUGGUAAACGGGUCCACACUCUUUCCAUGCAACAUCCAUAGCACAGCAUAAAGGAAAAUCAAGUUAAGUUGAGGACAAGCAAUAUUGUACGCCGCUUUGACUAAAGCGGGAUCCAGCCUAGAGAGUACUAGCGACAGAUUAUAGCAUGUCGAAUAGUGUUCUCUGGAAAGAAUUUCUUUUUUCCACAUGACCGAGUAUUUUGAAGUCAAUGAUUAAGAAAAUUAACGUUUUGGAAAGUAACCUUUUUACCACCAGUUUUUAGCUUUCUGUUAUCUUUAACAGAAAGACUGUUGAUUGUAUGGUUGAGAAUAAACAUUAAAAAUUCUUAAUACACAAAGACGGUUUCCUUUACAGAAGAAUACGAACGGUCAAAGAUGAUAACUAGUGGUAAAAUAGAACAUUCGGCUGAAUGCUGUUUUUUCUAUUCUACUCAAACCGUUUCAACGAGUCAAACCUCUGAACUCCUCCAUUUUCUCAAAAACCGUGAUGGGAGAAGCAUUUCUCUCUUGUAUACGUUUGGGGAAUUCUUAGCGAAAUCUUUGAAAAUAACCCAUGUAAAUUUGUUACUAAUAACGCAAAAGGCUUUUCAAUGGACGUGGUUAGUAGAACCUGGUUUAUGAUCCUCCUUCGCCAUUCAUUGAAUUAUUCUGUGUAAAUCAAUCCAUAUCUUAGUUUAUUUGUCAUUAGAAGGUAAAAAAAGUUGAAAUUUUUUUUGAUGCGUGUACUUUUUAUCCGCAUAAAUAACGGUGACGUGCGUGUGUGGACAUUCUUUCCAGGAUUGGAAACUGUGAAAAGAAAUCUACCGAUAAAAAGAAAAACUAACGAUUUUGACACCUAAUCACCACCUAUAUUACCUUUCUGUAAGCUUGGAGUAAAUUUAAAUAAAAACUGUAUACACCAAGAAGGACCAAGAAGGUUGGCUUCGGGAAAGAAUAAGGCCCGAAGAUGAUACUAGGUGGUAGAAAAGAAUAGUGACUGUCUUUUGAACGUUGUGCUUCCUUUGACAACAACGAUUUCAACGUUCGAGCUGCUUACAAAACUAUCUUCUCUAUUUUCCUAAAAAACAUAUUUCGACGAGGAUUGACCUUAUUCAGGCAUUCAAAUGUAGCAAUUUUUUAGGCUAAACUGUAAAAGAUCAAUUUCCUUUAAAACUUCUUUUCUUUCUUUUCUUUCUUUUCUUCUUCAAACGUCUAAACUCCUCCAUUUUCUGAAAAACCGUGUUGGGAGAAGCAUUUCUCUUUUGUAUACGUUUGGUGAAUUCUUAGCGAAAUCUUUGAAAAUAACUCAUUUAAAUUUGUAAAACUUUAUACACCAAGAAAGGUGGUUUCGGGGAAGAAUAAGGCCCGAAGAUGAUACUAGGUGGUAAAAAAGAAUAGUGACUGUCUAUUGAACGUUGUGCUUCCUUUCACAACAACGAUUUAAACGUUCGAGCUGCUUGCAAAACUAUGUUCUUGAUUUUCCUAAAAAACAUAUUUCGACGAGAAUUGACCCUAUUCAGGCAUUUAAAUGUAGCAAUUUUUUAGGCUAAACUGUGAAAGAUCAAUUUCGUUCAAAACUCCUUUUUAAGUAAUGGAAAGGCUUUUGGUGGCGCGCGGUACGUAGAGUCACUUUUUUACCUUCUCUUACCGUUCAUCAAAUUAUUCUUAGAUUUUUACCAUUUAUUGUAUUAUUCUUUAGAACUUUACUGUUCAGCUUAUUUGUUGCUAUAACGGAAGAGAUAUCUUGUGCAUGCGUGACCUUGGCAUGAGCUGAAAACCGUGGUAAACGUGUCCACACUCUUUUCAACAUCAAUAGCAUGUACACAGGAUAAAGGGAAAUCAAAGUGUCUCCGUUAAGUUGAGGACAGCAAUAUUGUACGCCGCCUUGACUAAACCGGGAUCCAACCCAGAGAGUACUCGCGACAAAUUAUAGCAUGUCGCAGUUUGAAAGUAUCAAAAAAUGAUGCCUUUGAAAAUGGUGUUGUCUGGUAAAAAUUUCUUUUUUCGACAUGACCGAGUAUUUUGAAGAAAGUAUUUUGAAGUAUUUUGAAUUAAGAAAAUUAACAGUUUGGAAAGUAAACUAUUCACCACCAGUUUUUAGUUUUCUGUUAUCUUUAACAGAAAGACUGUUGAUUGCAUGGUUGAGAAUAAACAAAAAUUCUUGAUACACAAACACGGUUUCCUUCAGAGAAGAAUACGACCUGUCAAAGAUGAUAACUAGUGGUAAAAUACAACAUUCGGCUAAAUGCUGUUUUUCUAUUCUACUCAAACCGUUUCAACGAGUCAAACCUCUGAACUCCUCCAUUUUCUGAAAAACCGUGUUGGGAGAAGCAAUUCUCUCUUGUAUACGUUUGGUGAAUUCUUAGCGAAAUCUUUGAAAAUAACCCAUUUAAAUUUGUUACUAAUAACGGAAAAGGCUUUUCAAUUGAUGUGGUUAGUAGAACCCGGUUUAUGGUUCUCCUUUACCAUUCAUUGAAUUAUUCUGUGUAAACAGGUGUAAAUUAAUCCAUAUCUUAGUUUAUUUGUUAUUAAAAGGGAAAAGAAGUUGAACUUGCUUUGAUGCGUUUAUUUUUUACCCUCUGAUAUAACGGUGACGUUGGUUUGUGGACAUUCCUUCCAGGAUUGGAAACUGUGAAAAGAAAUCUAACGAUAAAAAGAAAAACUAACGAUAUCGAAACCUAAUUACCACCGAUAUUACCUUUCUGUAAGCUUCAAGUAAAUUUAAAUGAAAAAUUCAUACAUCAAGAAGGGCGGCUUCGGAAAAGAAUAAGGCCCGAAGAUUAUACUCGGUCUCGAAAAGAUUACUGACUGUCUGUUGAACGUUGUGCUUCCUUUGACAAGAACGAGUCAAACGUUCCAGCUGCUUACAAAGCUAUCUUCUCGAUUUUGCUGAAAAACAUAUUUCGACGAGAAUUGACGUUAUUCAGGCAUUCAAAUGUAGCAAUUUUUCAGGUUAAACUGUAAAAGAUCAAUUUCCAAGGCUUUUCGUGGCGCGCGGUACGUAGAGUAACCUUUUUGACCUUCUUUUACCAUUCUUCAAAUUCUUCUUAAGUUUUUACCAUUCAUUGUAUUAUUCUUUAGAACUUUACUUUUCAGCUUAUUUGUUGCUAUAACGGAAGAGAUAUCUUGUGCAUGCGUGACCUUGGCAUGAGCUGAAAACCGUGGUAAAUGGUUCCACACUCUUUUCAACAUCAUUAGUACAGCAUAAAGGGAAAUCAAAGUGUCUCCGUUAAGUUGAGGACAGCAAUAUUGUACGUCGCUUUGACUAAAGCGGGAUCCAACCUAGAGAGUACUAGCGCCCGAAUUAUAGCAUGUCGCAGUUUAAAAGUAUCAAAAAAUGAUGCCUUUGAAAAUGGUGUUCUCUGGAAAGAAUUCCUGUUUUCGACAUGACCAAGUAUUUUAAAGUCAAUGAUUGAGAAAAUUAACAGUUUGGAAAGUAACCUUUUCAUCACUAGUUUUUAGCUUUGUGUUAUCUUUAACAGAAAAACUGUUGAUUGCACGGUUCAGAAUAAACAAAAUUCUUGAUACACAAAGACGGUUUCCUUUACAGAAGAAUACGAACGGUCAAAGAUGAUAACUAGUGGUAAAAUACAACAUUCGGCUGAAUGUUGUUUUUCUAUUUCUACUCAAACCGUUUCAACGAGUCAAACGUCUAAACUCCUCCAUUUUCUGAAAAACCGUGUUGGGAGAAGCAUUUCUCUUUUGUAUACGUUUGGUGAAUUCUUAGCGAAAUCUUUGAAAAUAACCCAUUUAAAUUUGUAAACUUUAUACACCAAGAAAGGUGGCUUCGGGAAAGAAUAAGGCCCGAAGAUGAUACUAGGUGGUAAAAAAGAAUAGUGACUGUCUGUUGAACGUUGUGCUUCCUUUCACAACAACGAUUUAAACGUUCGAGCUGCUUACAAAGCUAUCUUCUCGAUUUUCCUACAAAACAUAUUUCGACGAGAAUUGACCUUAUUUAGGCAUUCAAAUGUAGCAAGUUUUUAGGCUAAACUGUGAGAGAUCAAUUUCCUUUAAAACUCCUUUUUAAUUAACAGGAAAGGCUUUUUGUGGCGCGCGGUACGUAGAGUCACCUUUUUUACCAUUCAAAUUAUUCUUAAGUUUUUACCAUUUAUUGUAUUAUUCUUUAGAACUUUACUGUUCAGCUUAUUUGUUGCUAUAACGGAAGAGAUAUCUUGUGUAUGCGUGACCUUGGCAUGAGCUGAAAACCGUGGUAAACGGGUCCAUACUCUUUUCAACAUCAAUAGCACAGCAUAAAGGGAAAUCAAAGUGUCUCCGUUAAGUUGAGGACAGCAAUAUUGUACGCCGCUUUGACUAAAGCGGGAUCCAACCUAGAGAGUACUAGCGACAGAUUAUAGCAUGUCGCAGUUUGAAAGUAUCAAAAAAUGAUGUCUUUAAAAAUGGGGUUCUCUGGAGAGAAUUUCUGUUUUUGACAUGACCGAGUAUUUUGAAGGCAAUGAGCUGCUUACAAAGCUAUCUUCUCGAUUGUCCAAAAAAAAAUAUUUCGACGAGAAUUCACCCUAUUUACAUUCAAAUGUAGCAAGUUUUUAGGCUAAACUGUGAAAGAUCUAUUUCCUUUAAAAGUCCUUUUUUAUUAAGAGGAAAGGCUUUUCGUGGCGCGGUAUGUAGAGUCACAUUUUUGACCCUCUUUUACCAUUCAUCAUACUAUUCUCAGGUUAGCAGUCAUUGUAUUAUUCUUUAGAACUUUAUUUUUUAGCUCGUAUUUGUUGCUAUAAUUUAACAGUUAUCUUUUACAUGCGUGAUCCUGGUAUCCGCUGAAAGCCGUGGUAAACGGGUCCACACUCUGUCCAACAGCAUUAGCACAGCAUAAAGUUAUUUAAGUGUUUCCGUUAGGUUGAGGACGCCGCUUUGACUAAAGCGAAAUUCAUCCUAGAGAGUACUAGCGACGAAUUACAGCAUGCCGCAGUUUGAAUGUGUCCAAAAAUGAUGCCUUUAAAAACGGUUUUCUCUUGAAAGAAUUUUUUUUUAAACCUUUCACAUGAUAAUUAGUGGUAGAAAAGAAUACAGUCGAAUAGCCUGCGUAGCAGGCGCUUGGAAGUAGUGGGCACAAGAAAAAACGGGCGCGCGAGAAGGAGGCUCCCUCACCCCUUGCGUGUCUCCCUCGCGCGCGCCCGUUCUCUCUUUCGCCCGCUACUUCCAAGCGCCUGCUACGCAGGCUAACAGUCGAACCUCUCGGUAAGGACACCUCUCUAAUACGGACUCCUCUCUAUUACGGACAGUUUCCAAUGUCCCGAGAAAUUCUCAUAUAUUUAAUUUCUUAAAAAAAGCUCCAUAAUAGCCAUUCUCUCUAAUACGGACAACGGACACGAAAUCUCGGCUCCAGAGAGUAAUUUCAUAUAAACUUAACCUCUUUAUUACGGAUAGUACUGUGAUCAGGUGCCGAUCCCGAAUCCCGAUCAGGUGAAACUGCACAGGUUGAAUCUCGUUUUUAACCCUCUUUUACCACUCUUUGUAUUAUUCUUUAAAACAAUGUUUGUCAGCAUUUUUUAACUUAAGAAUCAUCUUGUACACGGGUGACCUUGGUACCCACUCAAAAUCGUGCCGUAAAUAAAUAAAUGAUCGACAAUCUUUCUAACCUCACUAAAAGGAAAUUAAAUUGUAUUUUAUCAGUUUGAUUACAAGCAAUAUUGUACACCGAUUCGACUUAAGCAGGACCCAUUUUCUUUUCGAAGAAUUCUAGCAUGUCUCAUUUUGUUAGUAUUAAAAGUUCAUGUCUUUGAAAAAAGUGCUUUUUGAACGAGAAUCUAUUUUUUGACAUGAUAGAGUAGGUUUAAGUCAAUAAUCAAGCACAACUAACGUUUUAGAAACCUGUUCACCACCCGAGUUUAGCUUUCUAAAGAGCUUUAACAGAACUGACUAUCGAUUGGAUCGGUGAUAACAAAAUUCAAAACACCCUUCAUAGAAGAGGGGUGGCUUCGGAGAAGAGUAAGUCCGGCCGAAGAUGAUAACUGGUAGUAAAAAAGAUUAUAAUAAGAUUCCAACCCUCUUUUAUUUUUCAUUUUUUUUAUUAACUUUUACAAAUAUUUGCGUGAACCUUUUUAUCACAUAAAACGAGAAGGUAAGACGUCCCUUUUGGCUUCAUAAGCCAUUGGAAAAGUUGUUUUGGUCAGUUUGCCAACGGCAAGAAAAUCUACAUCGACUCAAGUUUGCACCCAAAAUCAGAUAUUCAUUAUUUGAAAAAGGUUCUUUUGAAGGAAAGACUCCAUCCAUGACAUCUACUAAGUUACUAUAGGCAUUUCACUUCAUUCUGCUGCCUAAGUAGUACGACAGCACUGUUUUAUUUUUAUUCACCGUCAUUGAGAUCCGAGCCAACAGGCGUUAAUAAGGCGGCGCAGUAAGUAGAAGGAGUCUUUAUAACAUCAGUGCCUUUCUUACGAGUGACUGCAAAUAAAACCGUACAGAGAUGGCGAAGACGGCUUAGGACACGUUUUGGUUACAUUUUUCUUUGGCAGAAAGUCGAGACAGCUGACUAAAACUGAGGAAAAGCGUAACAAUUAAAAUUAGCCCAGGUAAUACUGAAAGCAUGCAACAGCUGUGGCACCAGGUUCUCGAUGCCAUGAAACUUAACUAUCAGACUUGGCAUUACGCCUUGAUGCAAUAAAAAGUAGAUUACAUGAACGAAGGUCAAGCCUGCCUUAGGUCAUUAAGUAAGAUGGAUCAAGUAAGGUCUACGGCCAAUGGUCUCAAUCAUCGACAAACCCGUCACAAAACCACUUUCUGAUAAAACAAUGGGACCAAGAGGCAAUUCUAAAGGAUAAAUACAGAUUGGUAACGGGAGAAUGAUUUUAGCCAUUGCUGCACCAUGGUGGUUCGGUGACAGAUUUGCACGAUAACUACACCACGGAUACGAAAUACUGCAAAAUCGCCAUUCAGGAACUAAAAGAACAGCUCAUAUCACUAAAAAGUUUAGGUUUUUUCUUGUAAUGCGUGAUAAAAUAGUUUGUGGGUCCUAGAGAGUCGAUUAUAUACGAGUUUAAAACGUGGUAUUCCACGGUGCUAUGAAUUGCCCUCUAUUACAACGUUCCCCAUGGUAUUGUACCCUAUUUUUGACUGCUUUCUUAAGUGGAUAAUCACUAUAAUGGCUGUCAAACUUCAAAUGUUUGGCGGCGAAACAUGUCACGUUCACGUGAAAGUAGACCGCGCGGGUCACGGAAACAACAGACAAAAAUAACCAGGGAAAUACCGUAUUUAUUCGAAUAAGCGCCCAACCUCGAAUUAGCGCCCACCUCGAAUAAGCGCCCAUCCUAAAGGCAGAAAAGUUAAUAAGCGCCCAGCCUCGAAUAAGCGCCCACCCCUCCUCCUCCCAAUCAAACUCAAACAAGCGCUCACCCCCACCCUACCAACUUAAGUGAUUAAAGGGACUGGUUCACGAUAAUGCGCAUGUGUGAGUUCUGACAGUAGCUGAUUGUUUUUCAACCAAUCGGAAGCGAGUUAGAUGCACGCAAGUAAAUUUACAAAAUUCAAAUUAAUUGUUCGCGACGCGAGAGUAUUUCCGGGCAUUUGGUUUGAUUUUAUUUAUCCCCAUAAUUCAGGUCUAUUCUUUGCUAUUCCUUAGAUAUGUGUUGCAGCCGAUAACAAUAAAAUUUACAGCCCUGUCAUGCUAUGCUGCUAUGCUGUCCUGCUCAAAUGUUAUCGAGUAGCACACAUAAAGAAACUAGAUUAUAAACAGAAUAUUCAGGCAAUAAUUUAUUUUAAAAACAUCAAUUCUUAAACAUAUACGAUCGUAAAGCAAAGAUACAAGGAACAUUUCAAGUGUACCAGAUCGGUGAAGAUCGCGCGGCCUGUUGCGGUAUAACUACAGGUCGGAGUCAAAAAUCAAAUCAAAGUUGAACGAACUCAUGCCUUUAACCACUUUCCAAGUGUCGUGUAUUCUUUUCGUAAGCCACACACUACUCCUAGAACCAUACCAGAUCGAUAGGCUAAGCUUUUCUAUCUCCAAAGACUCUUGAGAACGUCCUGUUGCCGGACGGCCACGAUGCUCUUCUGAACCUCCAUGAUCAAAACAUUAUUUUUUGCGUCUUCUCAAAACGUAACCAGUCAAACGACAAAACCACACGUUAAUCACCACUACCGAAGUAUACCUAGACCAGCCAAAGCGACGGAUGUCCGAAUAAAACGAAGGAUUUUCAAUGAUUGUACCGGUCAUGGCGAUUUCGAAUUUAGUGUUGACCCAACAAAGUAAUUCUGAAGAGACAAACGGCGCGCAUGCGCAUUAUCGUGAACCAGUCCCUUUAAAUUCUAAUAAGAGACUUCCCCGAGGACUAGGCCUUUCCCGGUUGCGCUCGUAAAAUCCUGAAAAAGUGCUGGCAAAAAUGGCUAAAAAGUGCUCAAAAAGUGCUCAAAAUCUCAAAAUAGUGCUCAAAAAGUGCUAAAAGUUGUGAACAGUUACCUCUAAGCUUUGCGCAAAUAUGUCAAUUUUUACUGAAGUAAUUAACAAUUUAUUUUGCGUAGUGUUAUUCGACAGGUUGUUACGAAAGGUUGAUUGAAUAUGCAACAAUAAUAUGUUUAAAAAACUAAAGCCGGUUACGAAUUGUAAAUUAAUUCAGCAGUACUAGCAUCAGAUGAUUUAGGACCUGUUUGCAUGGAGUGAGGGAGCCCGGUCUAGUGGGGUUGGUUUCUUUUGUUUUCACGCUCUAGGGGACACAAAACAAAAGAAACCUACCCCACUAGACCGGGGUCCUCCACUCCAUGUAAACAGGGUCUUAGAAAUUUGAGAUGACACACGCAUGAUACAUCAGCCAAUCAGAAACUUCUGUUCUCACGCUCAGUGAGGAUAAGUCCACGUGCCUGACCAUGACAACGGUCUUUUAUUCUUGACAACAUUAUUAGUUAUUCAAAUUUAUGACCUGGAACACGAUUCUCGUUGCAAGCGACACACAGUUUUUGCUUUAAAAUGUUUUAGAAGACAUAUGUUGCUCGAAAUUUGCUCGAAAUGUGAAAUAUUGCUCAAAUGUUGCCCAAAGUGUGAAAAAGUGCGUAAGGGUGCUCAAAAUGCAAAAUGGUGCCCCAAACUCAAAAAAGUGCUCAAAAGGUGCUCAGCGCAAUCGAGAAAGGCUUACCGAGGACGGAGUUUUCUUCGAAGUAUUUUACAGAAACCUUGCUUUGUUACUUCUUCGCGUUUUGUUAUUAGCACUUGUUGUUUUGCUGCAAAAUAAACAUACUUCACUUGCUGAAAAUAGAGAAAAUUUAAUAAGCGCCCAGCCUCGAAUAAGCGCCCACUCUCAAGGUCCAAAAAUUUAAUAAGCGCCCAGGGCGGUUAAUCGAAUAAAUACGGUAACCUUCGCAGCACGCGCGCGAACUUUAAAUAGAUUUAACAAGACGCCUAAAGUCGUUUCCGUGGGAUGCGUUGGUCUAUGGAAACAUAAUGACGUUCUAUCUGAAUUAGGAAUCGAUGAGUAGGUUACCCGUACGGGUUGGUUUAAUGUGCUUAUGACUGAAUUUAUAGUAGCCUGCGUGGCAGGCUGCUAUUUUUCCACAGUCCACAUCCCCUUUUUGCUUCCUCCCUUACCCUAUAUCCCCUAUCCCUUUCGACAGUGGUCGCCAGGAUGGAGUUGAUCUUGUUUUGAUCUAUCGCUAUGUAGUUAUUUUCGUAGCACGAUUUGGAUAAGAAAAAGAAGUUAUUUUGCAUCAAAACAAGGUUUACCCGUGUAACUUAAAUUGGAAUGUUAACGGAAACAAGUAAUGGAGAACAUGCGCAUAAUGCUCUCUGAUUAACCUGAACAGGAACUAUAUGUAUAAAGAUACGUCAAAUCUUGGUAGUAAGUUGCCACAGAUAACUUUUUCAAAGAGAAAUAAACAUUGUAGUUUUAGGUUAAUGGAACAAAACAAAACAAAACAUCCGCUUGCUUUAUCCAGUGUCGAACCCAGGGUUACAAAGUGCGAUAAAGUUCCAAUGUUUUAAUCCAAGAUGAAAGUUUAAUAUUCCAAGAUGCUCUUGAUACGGUUAAAAAUUAAUUGCAAUGUGUUUCCAAGGUCUCAAAGUUAACAUAGUUCCAAUGAUUAUCCCUGAUUCCAAGGUAUAAUAAGAUUACCAAGGUCCUGAUCCGUGUCCCAUCCAGAAGUCCAAUCCAUGCCGAAAGAGAGUCGUCGAUCGACGAGGACGAUAUUUUCGCGAUUUCGCCGCCAAUCGUCAAGGGUGCGAGUUGAAAUUUACGCGAUUCAAGGUGAUUCAAGGUGUUUUCGAUAAGAAAAGAAAAAAAACUGAACUCUAGCUGUGCUCGGCAAAGACUGGCGAACUCCGAAAAGAAAAAUCUAUCGGAAAUCACGGCCCGCAACCAGACGCUACUAAAACCUUAUGAAAAAGCUAGACCUAAACAAAAAAGAAUCAUGAAGGGAAGAAAUAAUUUGGCUUAGGUCGCCUUUCUUGACUUGCCAGUAUCCCGCAGGAUUUCGCUGGUUAACAAGCCAUCCUAAACCACGAGGGCGACAAAUUUGGCAAGGAACGUUCUGAUUUCAACGUUCUUCAGAGGAAGCAAAUCGAUUAAAAAUCGAUACAGAUUUUGUACAAUCUGAUUGGUCGGCUUGGAAGAAGAGAUAAUCGAUAAAGAUUUUAGGCAAUCCUAUUGGCUGGCUUUGUAAUUUUGGGUACAACCGAACUGGAUUUUUACCGUGGGAGUGCCACAGGCAUCCCACGGAAAAAGGCUUUUGUUCACACAUAAGAACCGUGAUUUCAAAUGGCGUGAUUUUUGUAACGGGGCGAAGCUGCGCCGAACUUGAAAUCGCUGAAAAUGGUGAAAAUGGAUCGUCAGGCUUCUGCCACUGUCGUCGUGUGAACUGGUAUCUUCGAACCGUAGCGGAGGGUUCGUGUUCACCAAACCCUCUCGGCCAACCGCUCCGGCACGAUGUUCGAAGUGUGUGAACGAGUUGUUGAUGUUCUGUGCUGUUUAUUGUACGGGAUAGCUUUUCAUGGCCCAAAAGCUAUCUAGUAUACUGUAAACAUAGCCAAGAUAAGUUACUCCUCGUUACUGGGAUAAGAAACAGGAAGUUUUUUAAAUGUGAGAUGGCAGAGAAAUUCGUUCUUUUUACACGAGACUACCAGUUAUGGUUUUUCUCUCAUACUGUGCAGUGUGCAAAAACUGACCGGAUCUUUCUUUAUAGCACAGCUCCCGCGCGCGCAGUGGAGCCCCAUUGCUAAGAGAAAUUGGUAACCAGGGCGGAUAAAGGUUGGGCGAUGAAAUGAGCGCGUCCGAGCAAAAAGGUGUGAUGCAGUGCAUGGACUGGGACUCUGCUUAGAAAUGUCGCUUGUUUUCGACUUCAUUCAGGGCUUGCGAUGUGGUUUGUCCAUUAGACACUGCCGCUGUCACUGAAUUAUGGCGGCUUGAUUUGUUUCUUUGCACUUAUUCCUCGUUCCUUUGUGCUGGUACGCUGUCUCCGAGAGGCAAAUGUUGCUAUUUUUUGCGGGAGCUUUAGUUGGAGUAGACAAACAUCUCUUUUAAAGGGUUUCUCUAUUAUAUUUUCGUUCUACUACUCGCCAAUGUCGAUGUUAUUCCAAAACAAAAACAACUUAGUACUGUCUAAAACACGAAGGAAAAUCUCAUCCAUGGCAAAACUAAAAGACAGCAGAUCGUGAUUCAUAACUAGAUGACGUGUAUUUCAUAAAUGCGUGCAACUCGUGCAAGGUGAAAUUAUGCUAAUUUCAAUCACCAUCAUCCUUCUUUUUAAUUUUGAAAAAAACAUCUGAUACGUCUUUCUGUUUCUUCGAAACUUCAAAAUUAGUUUCCCCUCAGUUUUUACUGUUUACCUUGUUUUGUUUUACAGAGAAAAACGGAGAAAAAACCUUACAACUAACCUCAAUAAAUUUUGUUUACAUGCAGUUGCCGGAUUUGCGACGCAUUGCGCGAAUCGCCAUGGCGCGUUGCACCCGAGAAGAAAAGUUUGAAGCAGUACAACGCCACUAUAUCAAAAUAUAUCAACCUAAUUUUUUGUUAUUUUAUAUAAAAUUUAUCCCCUUUACCAUAUGUAAAAAUUGAGGUUAAGAAGUGUUAAGCUUUUGCAAACGAAACGGCGAAAGACGAUUAGGUGAUAUUUAGUGGAAGGAGGAGGGUAUUCAACACUUUCAGAUUAAACUCAAAUUUGGCAUUAUAUGACCAACAACUUCGACUUAUAGACAUACAGACACAAACAUAUGAAACUGUUUAUUGAUAUUGUUAUGAAACGAAUUUAUCUAUUUAACAUUGUAGCCUGACAUUAAAGAAAGAAAGUAGGAUUUCCGGUUUGCAGAAAGGAAAAUUUCGCCGGCCUUCAAGCGCACCGGAAGCGGGGAAAGAGCGCUCGUGCCAGUCCUACUCCUCAUCACACAUUAAAUGAAAAGCGGAGUGCUCGUUUCACCGCCCAACAUUUAUCCGCCCUGUUGGUAACCUAUGAAAGCAAAAAAAUUGGGUUAUGACGUAGCGUAUGCCCAAACGACCGUCCGUACACCCACUACAUGUAAGCCGAUGACAACUGUCAAAUUUUAGCGGGAAAGCGUAUUGCCACUUUUGCCACCCGCGUCUUGUGAAGCAGAGACUAAGAGUCAAAACGAAAACGGAAAGCGGAAAAUGUUUCUGUAUCCGUUUUGUUUAAACUAUUAAGCUUAGAUCAAUUGUCAUGUCCACAAAUUUGGAAAAUAGAGAAGGAGAAAGACAGAGAACAAGAGAAAGCCUGAGUAGCGCGACAGGACAGCGAAGCUCAACGAGAAAAGGAGCUAGAGCGGGAGAGAAAAAAAAGGAGACAUUUUUUGUUGUAGGAACAACAUGAAAUUUUGUGGCGGCGGGAUGCUGGCGGCCACUGAGGGUGAGAACGGUCGGCAGUGAAAAAAAGUAAACAAGAACACCUCCGACAUAUUUCCGCCAUAAAACGUGUAACUAGGAAGUUUAUGGAAGUUUCACGUUGCAAUCGUGCAAAACAACGGCAAAGAAAUGUACAGAAAAAGAGUGCUGCACUAUUGUUGUUUUUUCACCGUUCUCGUUCCCUUCAGCGCUUAGCAUUACAUGUACGACUUUAUAUUUUGUUUGACCAAAUUAUAAAAAUUAUCGAUAGCUUCGCUUUCAGCCCUGGCUAAAUCUAUAUAUUAUCUUCAAACAUCAUUCUCUAAUAUAAAUAACGUACUUUAGAUGAAGACAUAUCUACAAAUAGUGCGAAAGAAGAGUGCUUCAGAAUGAGGCCAAUACUACAGUAUUUGUUUUACGUUAUUUAGUGAUUUCACCUGUCUGCUUAUUGCUUAUUAGCGAACAUAAGAUCCGAGGAAGGCGACGGCAGCGAAAACGGUCAGUCUUCAUCGCGACAGUUCCAACUAACUUACUUUAGGGACUUUAAGAUCCAACGACGCGGACGGCAACGAGGACAACAAAAAACAAUAGGUUUUAUAAGCAAAUUAAUCUAACAACUUUGCUCGUGCACCACCCUUUUUUGUACACUUCUCUGCCCGUUUUUGGUCGACUACGACGUGAAAAUGCCUAAUUUCACGUUUUAUGGACUACGUAAACAAGCAACGACGAAAUUUUGUUUCUCUUUCUGAACCUGGAUAUGAUCCCUAGGAAUUCAAAUACAGGAGGGUUCGCCUACAUUUGACAAAGUAAGUGUGUAGAAAUAAUUGCGAUAAAUACUAAAAGAACGCAAAUCCACUUUUAGAGGCGACGUUCUCGUUGCCGUCGCGUCGUUGGAUCUUAAAGUCCCUUUUGUCAAAAUUAUGCGAACUCUCCUGGAGUUGAAUUCCUAAAAACCAUAUCCAAGUUCAGAAAGAGAAAGAACAUUUCGUAGUAGCUUGUUUACGUUCCCAUAAAAGGUGAAAAUAGGCUUUUUCACGUCGUAGUCGUGCUGUAACGGCAAAGAAAUGUACAAAAAAGCACGUGCAAAGUUGUUGUUUUGUAGCCUGAGUAUCAGGCGUUUCUGGGGAAAAGGAGAAAGAUGGAAGAGAAAAAAAUCUCCUCUCCCCUAGCCCCUUAGGAAGGCCUCAUACUCAGGCUAGUUGUUUUGCUAAUCGUAACCUUUUGCUUUUUUUGGUCCCUACUGUUAUGUGAUAGCGCUACGCACGAUUUACUAUUAACACCCCUAGUCAUACAUAAAAUUAUUUAAAAAAUACUAGAAAGUGAUAAAAAUUCAGUAUCUGUUUUCAAAUAUAUGGGUUUUCUUUUUGAUUGACAGGACCAAGUCUUAAACUAUCAACCCUUCAAAAGUAGUAUUGUUUGCAAAAGUUUUUUAAAACACGUGCCCUACAGCGAUUUUCGCGAGGUAUACGCACGCAUGCGCAGACGACAGUCCUGAACACUGGGUGACAACCUCGUUCCCAGGGUUCUCUAUUACGUGUCCCAGGAGCGAGAGAGGGAGGAGUAGUAGAGCAUCCUGGGAACGAGGUUCCCCUGGAUGAUACCUUCAGAGGGAUGGGGCGCUAAGCGACUUUUUGUCUUUAUUUUAGUACCACGACGAACAAGCAACCUACCACACCAGUGCAAAUACUUUGUUGGAAGGGAUACUGUCGUAGAUCAGAUCAAGGAAAAGUUGACAACAAAUUCAUCAAACAUGAUUCUUAUCAUCGCUUUACCUGGCAUGGGCAAGACAGAGGUUGCAAUUCAUGUCGGACACUUGUUGCAAAAAGAACACUGGCCUGUUGUGUACGUCAAGGAGAAAAAACUCAUAGAGAUCUGCCAAAACAUUCUCCAUCAGUUAGAUCAUCGACAUUGGACAUUAGACAGUGAUGUGAUUUCACACUGCAAGCGAAAGCUAUCGGAGCACGAAAAAGACACGAUAGUCAUUCUUGACAACACGGAAGAUGCACAAAAAGAUAAAGAGUUCGAUGACUUUUUUGAAUUCAUGGUGAAGUUUGCACCGAAGAUUCGAACCAUCAUAACAACACAGUAUGACAUCAACAGCCUCGAUUCAGCAGACAGCAUUCAUAAGAUUCGCCUCGAUUCUUUAGAUCCUUGCUCAUCUUCUGAACUUUUGUUGAAAAGGGCACCGCGUAUUCCAAAAGCUAUUGCUGAAGAGAUUGGCAAGUUGUGUGACGGGAUACCCUUAUUUCUUGGCUACAGUGGCUCAAUGAUGGCUGAUGACUUCUGCCCCGAAGUUUUUGCCCGAGAGCUGAGAAAAAAUCCCGUGAGAGUUGUACGCGAUAACGAACAUCUAACCCGGUUUUAUACCAACAUUGACCGCUUUUUUCGCCUUUUGCCUGAACCGGUGUUGAGAAAGCUAGUCCGCCUUUCCGUAUUCCCAACGAGUUUUUCUGUGGAUGACAUCCGGUUUUUGUUCAAGGAUGAUUAUGAAGUGGAAGUAGUAAAGACAAAAUUGAUUCAGUACUGUUUGCUUAAAAAGUUGAAUGAUGAAGGCGUUUUUGCCAUUCAUCAGCUCGUUAAGACUUAUUGCAAAGAGCAAAGAGAAAGCUUAGGCAUGGUUAAUGAAGGGCGCUCCGCAGAGAGGGCUUUCAAUCAACACUACCUCAAGAUUCUGCGCGAUCUUCACAAUCUGUUUCUCACAAAAGAUUCAUCAAAGGCCAUUCAAAGGUUCAGGGAAGAUAAAGCAAAUAUCAUGGAAGCAUUUGAGAACUGUCUUUGUGACUCUAGUGAGCCCGAAGACAAAGUUUUUGCUAUUGAUGUUGCUAAUGAAGUCGUGGACUUCUUAGCUAAAGUGUUAUCACCACCUAUGGAAUGCACCCUUUUGUAUCAAAAGUGUUGUGAGAUCGCUAGGGACUCCAUACGUGACGGUAAGAGACUUGCAUACAGCUUAAAUUCCCUUGGUUUCCGUUGUCUAGAUGACGCAGAACACUGCAAAAGCGACGGUGCGGAGUAUGCUUGUCAGAAGUUUGAAGAAGCUUGCUCAAUAUUCAGAGGAUUGCCAAAGGAGACUCAGAAAUGUGAGAAAUACGCUCACGUAACCUCCAAACGUGGCUUGUGUGUGUUACUCCAGGUGAGAGAUUUCUUUUGUCCUUACUUCCAGUAGAUUGCUUUUUUCAUGAGACAUUAGCUUGCGUUAAUCCGUCAGGAUUAGAGAGCGAAUGUAAGCCUAAGAAAUCAGCCGACAUUUCGCGACGCCACCACUGGUUUCCCCGUGAAAUGACGUCUGAGAAACAAGCGCAGAAAUUCCAUACUGAUGACGCGUCACUACCCAAAUCUGGGUAGUGCUUCUGAUUGGAUGAACCAAAGUCUUAACCAACCGGAAACACUGCCCAAAUCUGGGCCGUUCCCGGAGCCUCCUGGGGGCCUGAGCACGAGGACCAGGACGCUCUGGGGACACAGGAUUAACACAGGAUUUGAAGUCCUAGAUUUUAGGACUUCUAGUCAUUUCUGAUUCAAAAGUAACUUGGAGGAUUCUCUUUUAAAAGUUUUGAAUCACCUAAAUUUACAGUUAUUGUCACUUCGGCAAGAGCAAGUGAACGCUAUUACAGCUGUAGAAACGUUGUAGAAAAUCAGAAAUGACCAAACUGUCCUAAAAUCUAGGACUUCAAAUCCUGUGUCCCCAGAGGCUCCUGAUCCUCGUGCUCAGGCCCCCAGGAGGCUCUCGGGACGAGAAUGUAUGAAAUUUCUGCAUUCGUUUCUCAGACUAAUCUCGUACCCAGAUCUCUCAGGUACGAGAUUAUAUUUUGGAGCUGGGAACAGCCUUUCCCGCAGGAAACUUUGCCCUAGUACUCUAAUAGUAGCAGCAACAACAACAACAACAACUUCAUUUGUACCCAACAGUAUCCAAUAAUGAUUAACAAAAUAAAUUAACAAAAUACAGAGGAGUUCAGGCUACCUCAAACAACCAUAGGAGCUAAAGAAAAGGGCAGUCAUGCUUAAAUGAUUUAUCUAUACUUAUUUGGGUCAGAUACCGCCAUGUUACCUGACCGCUCCCAAUAAGAUACUUUAUUACAUGAAAAUUUGGCGACACUAAAAUUUAGCGAUUUUGAAAAAUUUUUUUUUAAUAGCGGCACUUUAAUUUAGCGAUUUUUCGUAAAUUUUGGAACAUAAGUCACUUAAUUUUGGCGAUUUCACGAGCUGAAACUUUGGCGAAUUAAGGUAUUCAAAACUUUUAUGACGACAAUAGAAAAGUCAUCUGAUGAAAUCAUAAAGGUCAACAACUUCACUUAAAUCAAAAUCAUACAACUUUCUGAAACUUAAUUUCAAACGAAACAAACGAAACUGGAACUGUAAUGUCAUAUCUCGUAUGCUGUCCUCACUCAUACUGUCAACCUCGUGCCUAGCGCGCUUUUCCCUGGCUUUAAAGGUCGGGCGCCCCACCUUUAAAGCUAGGGAAAAGCGCCCUGGGGACGAGGUUGGUACAUAGUCAUUGCACACAAUAAAUUCUGCCUUUACGAGUACUACUUCAAAAUCGACCGUAAAAUAGCAUAUGUAUGUGAAACUGACUAGAUGGCGGAAUUUCAUUUUGUACUCACUUUAAUUUAGCGACGAUUUAAAUUUAGCGAUUUUAAGAAAACAUCGCUAAAUUCGCUAAAUUAAAGUGUCGCCAAAAUUUCAUGUAAUAAGGUAAUUGAUGACCGCAACUGAUCAGCUUUAGUAAUACAGUAUAUGGCAUUUGCUCAUGUUAAUUUUCUUGCUUUUCUCUUUAAGGGAGAUGUAGAAGGAGGAAGGAAAUCAAUCCUCGAGGGAAUCAAACUAAGAGAGGAGUUGGGUGUUCAACUGUAUACCGCUACAGGAAACUGUGAUCUUGGACGUAAGAAACUAAAUAUUCGCUUGGCACGUCUAUAUCAAUUACCGUAUUUACUCGUACAAGCCACGCGGCCCUUACUAAGCGCCUCAAAUGCGGCGCUUAUUGGAGGACGGUGUUCAUUUGCAAGUUGGAGGCGCCAUAUAUUUGAUGUUGGUGUUUUUUUUUUUUUUCAAAUGCGGCGCUUAUUCGAGCAAAUAUGGUAAUUAGUAGCAUCAUAGAUCGUGAAUAGAAGGUCUCGGCAGUAAGAUUGCACAGAACAAAGCGACUAGAAUCCAAGAAUGUAGUUACCAGUAUUCCUUAUUUAUUUUCGAUCGCCUAAGCAUGCCAAUAAAACAAGAGGGUCAUAAUGGGCGUUUAACCUAUAGGCGAGAGUUGCUCAAAAUUUUCAGUCUGCUGAGGUGAAUAGGUACGGUGAUGUCUUGUUUAGGUGCUAGCUGAGACAUCAUGAAAAAUGUUAGUGAUACUAACGCUUAUCUAAGGGUCUGGAUGUCCGCCCCCACCCCCUCUUAUUUCAAGGGGUCUGGAUCCUGGCACUGCCAUGAACAUACAUAGUUUUGUUGCCGCUAUACAUGCAAGGAUAAUCAGUAGGUCAUUGGAAAUUCAGAUUUCAGGAAAAUGAUCUAUAGUGAUAUCAAGUAAAUCAUCAUACUGAUGAGCAGGUAUUUUUGAAUAAUUUUCAAUUUUUUUAUAGAUUCUUACCGACAUUGCGGUGACUACAAGAAGGCUCUCGAAAUUUGGCAAACAGAGACGCUGCCGGUUUACAUAAAGCAGCUAGGUAACGCUCAUCCCUGGACGGCUUCAAUCAUUCAGCACAUCGCAUCCAUGUACUUGGAGCUUGCACGAAAGGAUCCAGCGCAGUACGCUGAGUCCGCCGAGACUUGCACCAGACGAGCUUUAGAACUGAGGUGGAAGCUGUUAGGUGAGCAUCAAGACACGGCUCGUUCGCACACUCGGCUAAGCGAAGUUCUUUGUAUACAAGGGAAAUUUGAAAUGGCCUUAAAAGAACUUGAAGAGGCUUUGGAUAUUCAAAACGAUGUCUUGGGUGGUAACCACGAGGUCACGCUCAACACGAUAAAGAAAAAAGGAGAGGUUCUAGAUGCUAUGAGACGAACAGGGCAGGUCCAAGAGGCUGAGGAGACACUGCUAGCACAUAAAUUUGCAAACACACACUUUCCGAACAACUAA